This is a messenger RNA of Ramularia collo-cygni, 1239 nucleotides long. RefSeq lists its product as uncharacterized. The transcript has 4 exons. NCBI's taxonomy places the organism in Eukaryota, Fungi, Ascomycota, Dothideomycetes, Mycosphaerellales, Mycosphaerellaceae. The coding region runs from base 1 to 1239 and encodes 412 amino acids. Gene Ontology annotation, molecular function: protein binding. The record is from RefSeq and is a predicted model, not a curated record.
AUGGCGAGAAGCAUCAUCCUGCUAACUACACAUCACACCGAUGGCUGGUACGAAGCUGUCGGUUCAUCAUACAACUUGUCCUUCUUUGCCCUCCUCGCCAUGGCCAAGCUGUAUGCUAUCCAGACGUCGCCUGGCAAAGGCAGAGGCGUCUUCGCGACGAAAGCCAUUUCCGUCGGGACCGCCAUCAUGAAAGACCGCAUAGCCAUGAAGAUCCAGAAAGAAGGCCCAGCUAUUCAGGAGGCAGAGGUGUUGCAACUCUUCAACAAGCUCACCAAAGCGGACCAAGCACGCUUUCUAGACCUCCAUGAUGGUAAACGCCAGUACAACAAGAUCUUUCGGAUUUGGAAGGGAAACGUCUUUGGAGGCCAUGGAUAUACCGCGUUGUAUUUCGAAGUCUCCUUGAUCAAUCAUGCCUGUGUGCCGAACGCAGCAUUCGGAUCGGAAUCUGAUCCCGCGACUGUCGUUGCGCUGAAGCCUAUUGCCAGUGGAGAGGAGAUCUUCAUCACGUACAACUCCAUGUUUGACCGUCUGAGCAAGCGUCAUCGGGCGAAUAUCCUCCGCCUAUACUACGGCUUCGAAUGUUCCUGCUCUGCGUGCUCGUUGCCCAAGUACCAGCAGGCACUAAGCGACUAUAGGAGACAGCUCCUCAACGUGAUGAAGGGUGCUCUCAAUGGCUUUGAACCAAUCAUGACGACGUUCUUCGAUCUUUACGGCAAAAUGGAUGGCAGGCAGGCGGAGGAUCCAAGGGUAUUGCGUGGUAUGCCUCAACGACCUCUUGCGAAGCCGCUUUCGGCGGACCAGACGAAUGCAUAUCCUCUCCUGGUGGCCGGCUUACUCGUCGCUGAAGGUCAUUCGGAAUUGGUCCUGGCAGAUGCAUAUGCUGGCGCAGCCGAGACACUACUUCAACGCAUGGAGGUUCUGGACGACGUCAUCUCACUGCAAGCCGUGAAGGCGGUGGAAACGUGGAUGCAGCUUGCUCUCAGCUUGAUCGGUAAGCUGUGUGGUGCCAAGUCGCAGAGAAUGCAAAACAUCCAGCAAACCUGGAAGUACAUGCUUGACACCGACCAGAUGAGUGCAGCUCUCCUCUUUCUUCGCAACGUUCCCGCGACCAAGAGAAAGGGCAUCUUUGGGGCGCGGCUUGGGGAUGUUGUGAACGGCGGCUUGCAUAUGUCCGUCCUGAGCGAGCCAGAGUAUCGGGCAGCAGUCCGGCAGAAGCGCAGUCAGAGCCUUCUUGACUGA